AUCACAUGAGCGUCACGGGGAAGUGCCGGACUAAUGUUCCUCCGCUGCGGCUCUGGCUUCUGUCGUUCCCCGUAAAUUUUCCUUGAGGAAUCAGAAUGCGAACCGCAGACCGGCGACAAUCCCGCACGACACGACACAUUCCACUUCCUCGACACCAUGUCGGACUCCCCUGAUGACCAUGAUUCUCGAACCGCCUCCGUAGGGAUCUCCCGGACCCGUGCAGCGUCCUCGAACCACUCCUCCCGACAGAGCUCCACCGAUCCCGCCAACGCCAACAAGAGACAACGGAGGAAGAGAAAGGCAGACGACCGGGUGGCGCAGGAUUUCGUCCCUCGCGGGGGGAGUUUCAGCAACGCUCCCUUGGAUGUGGAUUCUGAUGAAACGUCCAGCUCCGGCUCCAGCUCCAGCGACGGCUCUAGCUCGAGCGCGGACUCCGACUCGUCCGACAGCGCAUCCGACUCGUCGGACGGACAGUCCGAGCCGGCAUCGACGGACGUUCAGAUGAAAAGUGCGUCAGCGCUCAACUGGAACAAAGGGAGCAGAGGCGAAAUUCGGACCACACUCGGCGCGAGAGGGAACAAGCGCGACGAGGGCCGACCCCGCUCGCAAUUCGACGCGGUCAACAACAAGUUCUGGCGGAGUGCGUCCGAUGAUGGCGAGGCUGAGGACGGUGAGAUCGAGGAGGGGGAGACGGAUACGAGUGACUCGGGGAUGCAGCUGUCAGGGGACUCGGACGCGGAUUCCGAGGCGGAUCGGUCGAUCUUGUUGAAUAUUGGCCAGGAACUUACGGCCACGGGCGAUUCGAAUGGAGCGGGGCCUACCCACGCUUCAAACAUGAUAUCGCUGACCGGGGCUCCGGCCAACGGGUCUGCGAAAAGCUCCUCGUCCAAGGAAGAGACCCUACGUCAGUACUCGCAGAAGUACCCUACAGCGCCUGCGAUCCUUUCAGACCUCACCCGGGAAGACCUGGAGAGUCAGGCGCGGUUUCUGCACUACGGCCAGGACAUCAAUGAUGUCGACCUCCAACUGCCCAUUGCCUGCGUAGAGUGUAUGCGCGAGGGCCAUUUGGCGGAGGUCUGUCCAUACAAAGAGUGCGUGCACUGCGGAGAUUGGAAUCAGCACCAGAGCAGCCUCUGUCCUACCUGGAGGCGAUGUUCACGGUGUCGGGAGCGCGGCCACGACGAGUCCCAGUGCGGUGCGACACUGAAAAGUUCGGCGUCGGAGAUCCCUUGCGAUCUAUGCGGAUCGUCCGCGCAUAUCGAGCUACAGUGCGACUUCAUGUGGAAGCUGCCCCGGGUGGAUCCGCCUACGGGGCCUGUGCUCGUCUCGCUCUCGUGCGCCCACUGCACCAGCAACCGCCAUCUCCUGGGAGAUUGCCCGUCGCUGUCCUACCCGCUGAAGUCGUCAUCCUGGACCCUGCGGGGGAUCGAUCCCAACAUGGUCACCAACAUGAAUUCAGUCGUGAGCGGCCAGAGGGGCCUACAGAUUCGGGGCCGGGCCGACCGCCGGUCUCCGAGCCCAGACAGCGACGACAUGCUCUCGCGACCCGGACGACGGCCACCCCUGGGACGCAACGCCGGCGGACGGCCCAACAUCCGAUUCGGCAGCGGCAUCGGGCGGGGCAAGAGCUUUGGGUCUUCCGGGGGCCGCGGAGAUUCCCAGGGCUAUCGGGACCGGCGCGAUUACAAUGGCGAUGGGGGCCGGCAACGCUCGCUCUCCCCCCGGGGCAGUCGCGGCAGAGGCCGGGACAGCUGGCAGCCGACAUCUCGCUUUCCUCCCCGGGGCCGGGGAGGCCCCCGAGGAGGCCGUGGCGGCGGGAAGCGGGGCGGGGGCGGCGGCGAUGCGUAUCGACCCAUGCCAAGUGCGGGCAAGAAAGCAUGGGAUCGCUACCGGAUGUGAUGACCAGCAGACCAAAAUGGGCGUUGACGAGGCGAUGAAUAGUUCUUUUGUUGGAUAUGUAACGCAUAGAUACCCGGAUCGAAACGAUUCUCUCCCAUCAUGGGGGAUCUGUAAAUAAAUGGCCGAGUGUACAGAAAAUAGAGCCGGAAUGGGUCGCGCCC
This is a messenger RNA of Aspergillus campestris IBT 28561, 2060 nucleotides long. RefSeq names its product zinc knuckle domain protein. Gene Ontology annotation, molecular function: zinc ion binding; nucleic acid binding. The coding region runs from base 157 to 1899 and encodes 580 amino acids. The record is from RefSeq and is a predicted model, not a curated record. The transcript is spliced from 2 exons. NCBI's taxonomy places the organism in Eukaryota, Fungi, Ascomycota, Eurotiomycetes, Eurotiales, Aspergillaceae.